Messenger RNA from Cryptococcus deneoformans JEC21, 1447 nucleotides. RefSeq lists its product as hypothetical. Gene Ontology annotation, cellular component: cytoplasm. Bases 87 to 341 code for a protein of 84 amino acids. Lineage: Eukaryota; Fungi; Basidiomycota; Tremellomycetes; Tremellales; Cryptococcaceae. The record is from RefSeq and is a predicted model, not a curated record. The transcript has 4 exons.
UAGGAUUCUUCCCAAUAAUAAAUACAUCUGACUAUUAUUAUUAUUACUAAACAACGAGAUACUAUUACCACUUACACGUUGCAAUAAUGAGCGAGGAACAUGAGCAUCAUGUUAUCGGCGGAUACAAGGCUACCCUUGCAAACCCCAAGACUUCUGAAGAGGCCAAGGCCCAUGCCAGACGAGCAAUCGAGGAAUAUGAGAAGAAGCACAAAUCCGGUGGUGGUAGCACAGAGCAUGACCAUAGGGUUGCAGGGGGGUACAAGGCGGCCCUGCACAAUCCCAAAGUCUCCCCCGAGGCUAAACAACAUGCCAAAGAAGUUUUAAAGGAGCAUGACGUCUGAGCUAAGGGCUUAAAAGGAUACUAUUUUGAAAUACAGCAUGCACUAUGAACUCGCGAGGAGGCGCUGUGAAGGCAGUGUAUCAAGAAUGGGAUCAAAUUCUGGGGCCAACAUUAGGUAAUGAUUGUCAUUGCCGUGCUGGAUGGACAAAUGGUGAACAACACCCACAUCAACGAUAUCGGGACAUUUUAAAAUAGUUGCGUGGUCUUCUGCUGGAGGGGUAACUUAACCCGUUUUUUACCCAUCUCUCUGUCCUGCUGUUAUGUAAUGUUUGAUGCCAAGGUAAGGUAAAAGCGGGAUGAAGGAGGAACAUUAUAACUAUUAACUCUGCUAUGCCCACAACAAGCGACAGCUGAGAGGUGAUGGUGGGAAGUGGUAUCAUAAUGUUAUGUGAACAAUUAAGACCAGCCUUAGAUUUUUAGUUACGCAUGUGUCUUAUAUGUUCUGAAUAACUGUGUCAAAUCGACCUUUCAACGCAUAUAUAACUUCUCUUCCCCACUAACUAUCGUCACAUCAUCCUUUUAAGUUGGCCAAUAGGUGGAUGAGCGAGUUACUGGGAGCAGGAGACACGGAGAUUGGGGGAGAGAACGCUUGUGGGGUGACUGCUUUCUUGUACGUUCUAUUAGAUUCCAUUAUGGUUCUUUUCUUUCUUAUCAUAUAUAGAUAUCUCAUAACAAUAACUUGCAUUUCAUUCUGACAUCUUCGCUUCUGUGGCACAUCUUCGCGACGCGCCAGGCCUAAUAGGAUCUUAUCUUCAUUUCCAGCAAAUCAACGAAGGGAAAAGCCCCUCAACAACCUCCAUCUGGCUCUCCCACCAGAGUACAACAACACCGCAUUACGUGAAUAAGCAUACGGGAAUCAUUAAUACUACUGAACUAUUCUGUAGAUCUCCCCAAUGACGAUAAUUGGGAGGUAUAGAAUAAGUCUCAAGAGCAUUUCUGCCAAGGUGGGCAGUAGAAUUUCUAGAAAUGGUGAUCCAAGUUUGAAGUGAACAAUGGAAAUGACGUGUUGUAGUAGGAAGAGGCAAUUCUUGAAUUCGUUGAACGGAAGGUGUUUCGUUCGUUGCGGUGAAGUGUUGUGAUUCCCAUCAUGUUUUUGGAAGUCGCGUC